CGGUCUUUUGUGAUUGACAGACUCAGUGAGGGCCACAAGUCGAAGGUAUUGAAGCAGUGUGACCUGAAAAUCUUCCCGAAAAAAAUCUCCAAUUCCCAGCAAAUUGUCGGUAUUUUUUGUGCCCCUCUCACCGUGCCUAUCUCUAUUCCACCCAGAUCGUGAAAUGUGUGAAUUCAACACAGGCCAAGUGCUGUUUUGAAGUGUGCGGCGUUCGAGUGUGUGGGAUUGUGGGCUUGGAGAUUGUGUGUGCGUUCUGGGGGGACUGCAUUCGCCUUGCGGACUACAAUAUAAUGUAUUUUUGUUAAGAGGCAAGCUCGUCAGUUAGUCGUGGACUUGGGUUGGUGCGGUUGAGUUUUGUUGCUCCUCCGGGUUCUUUGCUGUGCAAAAUUCCUGCCGCUUCGUUUUUUUGGUGUCAAGUCACCAAAUAAAUCUUCUAGAAAGCGGAUAGUGAUUUUCAAAGGGAGAUCAGCAAACAGUGAUCUUGUGGCAAUUUAAGGCUCUCUCGAGAUCGCGCAUUCUUCAGUAUUUCAACGGAGAGAAUCAGCAUAUUGAUAAAAGUGUACGGCCUCGUGGGUGAACGAUGACGGACAAGAUAAAGGAAGAGAAGCCGCUCAAUGGCGAUGAAGCCAUCACACUCCCCGAAAGGCCGCAGAGACCGAUGACUUUCUGCCAGAGGUUUUCACAGUUCCUCUCGGUUUACUGGAGAUCUUUGGUCGUGGUGUUCACGCCUUUCCUCCUCCUACCCGUCUUUCUGCUCAACGAGGGACCGGCCUACAAAUGCAUGUACGUUGUGCUUCUGAUGUCGGUUUACUGGGUCACAGAAGCUCUGCCCUUGGCCAUUACUUCUAUGAUCCCAAUGGUCCUCUUCCCCAUCAUGGGCGUCCUAGACACCGAAAGGACUUGCAUGAUGUACAUGAAGGAAACCAUGCUGAUGUUCAUUGGUGGACUGAUCAUCGCUCUGGCUGUGGAAUACUGCAAUCUGCAUAAAAGAGUGGCUCUCAAGGUGAUCUCACUGAUCGGAUGCAGUCAAAGAAGAUUAAACUUCGGUCUCAUCACCGUUACAAUGUUCGUUUCAAUGUGGAUUUCCAACACUGCAGCCGUGGCGAUGAUGUGUCCAAUUAUGCAGGCUGUCUUGGAAGAACUUGAAGCUCAGGGCUUGUGUAAGAUGUUCCUUGACAAGCCAAAGACUGCUGAAGAGGAAGGUAUGCUGGGCAAGGACAAGGUUGAUGAUGAACCCAAGAAACCCUCGAAGACAACGAUUUGCUAUUUCGUCGGCGCGGCUUACGCCUCAACUCUCGGAGGCUGCGGAACUAUCAUUGGAUCUGGUACUAACCUCACCUUCAAAGGCAUCUACGAGAGUCGCUUCCCUGACGCUCCCGGUCUGGACUUCCCCAAGUGGAUGUUCUACAACGUCCCUGGAAUGCUGAUCUUCACUUUCUUGACUUGGGCUUACUUGCAGUGGGUUUACAUGGGACUCUUCCGUCCCAACAGCCCUGAAGCCAAGGCCUCGCAGCUCGGAAAGGAAGGCGAAGCUGUGGCCAGAUCCGUCAUCGAGACUCGCUACAAGGAAUUGGGCCCCAUGAGUUCUCACGAAAAGGCUGUGGCUUUCCUCUUCCUUCUCUCGGUCGUGCUCUUCUUCACGCGCGCGCCAGGAUUCAUGACUGGCUGGGCCGAGGCGCUCACGGACAUCAAAGUCAAGGACGCAACGCCGGCGAUCUUCAUCGUGAUUGUGCUGUUCAUCAUCCCGGCCAACUGGAAGUUCCUGAACUACUUCAAGAGCCGCGCCACGGCCGCCAUGCUGCCCAAGACGCCGACUCCUGGUCUCAUCACAUGGAAGUACAUCCACACCAAGGUUCCAUGGAGUCUCAUUUUCCUACUGGGCGGUGGAUUUGCGCUGGCCGAAGGCGGUCGCGAGUCUGGAAUGUCUAAGCUCCUGGGCAACUCUCUGUCUGGCCUGAAGACUCUGCAACCUCUUUUGCUGCUCUUUGUCGUCUGUCUCACUGCUUCUUGUCUCACGGAAUUCACCUCUAAUGUUGCUAUCGCUAACAUUAUGCUGCCAGUGCUGGCGGAAAUGGCCAUCGCCAUUGAAGUUCAUCCGCUCUUCCUGAUGUACCCAGCUGCCUUGAGCUGCAGCAUGGCUUUCCACAUGCCAGUCGGAACGCCUCCGAACGCCAUCGUCGCGGGAGUUGGCAACAUUGCCACUAAAGAUAUGGCCAUCGCCGGAAUUGGACCAACGAUCUUCACGCUGAUCGUUGUGUGGGCCAGUUUUCCCACUUGGGGAGCCGUUGUCUAUCCAGAACUCGCCACUUUCCCUGACUGGGCAAGACACGGUGUUGUCGAGGAGGUCGUCGCAGCAGUCAAUUCCACCCUCACAUAGGAAGUUCACAGCCCUCAAAACUCUCUUCAGGAGCGUCAAAGGAAAGUUUAGUCGCUGCAUUUGUCUCAUGAGGAUUUGGCAGAAUCGGCACGAUUUUCAGUGUGCCCAUUGUGUAGUGUCCAAACCGACUUCUUAUCUUAUUGUUUAAGCAAAUUUUAGAAGCGUGGUGAGAAACACCCCAAAAACUAUUUAAAUGCGACGUUAUUCUUAGCAUUCAGCAGAUCCUUUUGCCUUCAGGUGCGCGUGUCCUUUAAUUAAGUGCAAUUAGGAUUCAUCUUAUGUAUAUUCAGAUCACUCAAUGUGCGAAAUGACAUUUUGAACAUUUGCUCUUCGGUGCGGGCUUUUCCCACAUUUUUGUGGGAAAACGACCCCAAUUUGGGAAGAUGGCGAGAAAUAUGUUUUAGCAAUAAUAUUCUUAUUAAAUUAAUAGUAGAUUCACAUCAUGAAAGCAUUUACUUAAGCUGGCGUCUUGAAGAAAGAGUACAGAAUACUAAUAACUUGAAAUGAGGAGAAAACUCAAGGUCUGUCUUCCAUAUGUUCCACCCAGAUUGUUCAGCACACACUUUGGGUGUUGUUUUACUUGGAUUUUAUACUGGGGAUUUCAGCCUGCAAAUGAAAUUGAAGUGUCUUUAGCAAGAAAUAGAGAAAUGAUGGCAUUCAAGCAUGAAAAAGUGUGUUUGUGGACAAUAAAGUCACUUUUUCCUGUAUGCUCAAAUGUUAUAGAAUGUACAUAUUUUUUCUAUAAUGAAAUGUGAAAUAUUUUUGUAAUGAAACCGAUGAAAAACCAUGUUUACAGAGACAUUUUCAGGCGGAAUUUUAUGUACACAGGAAAACACCGAUAUUAAUAAUUGUUAAAGUUGUCACAGUGAUAUAGAAGUAGAAUAUUUAGCGAAUAAAGAAGGAGUAUCUAAAGGAAA
This is a messenger RNA of Phlebotomus argentipes, 3294 nucleotides long. RefSeq names its product protein I'm not dead yet-like. Lineage: Eukaryota; Metazoa; Arthropoda; Insecta; Diptera; Psychodidae. The record is from RefSeq and is a predicted model, not a curated record. Gene Ontology annotation, molecular function: citrate transmembrane transporter activity; succinate transmembrane transporter activity. The transcript is spliced from 7 exons. Gene Ontology annotation, cellular component: membrane. The coding region runs from base 581 to 2377 and encodes 598 amino acids. Gene Ontology annotation, biological process: monoatomic anion transmembrane transport; citrate transport.